AUGGUAACGGCAGUUACCAGUGUCUUCAUGCUACGAAAGAGGUACUCAGCGAGUCAAUGGGUGGACUUGGCCAUAAUUAAUUUCUGUAUUGCAGUUGUGGUUUUUGAGGAUUCGAAGGGCGAAGGAGAGAAGUCAGGAAAUUCUGCAGUUGGCUUGACUGCAGUCGCUCUAUCAAACGUUUUGAGUUCUUUUGCUGGAGUUUUUUUUGAAAAAGUUGUUAAAUCGUUGCACUUAAAAAUGCCAUCUCUAUGGGUGCGAAACUUCCAAUUAGCCCUUUGGUCCCUUUUCUUUGCCCUAGUGAAAGUAUUGCUUCUCGACAACGGCCGUUAUGGUAAUUUCUUUGAUGGAUUCGACCUGUUGGUUUGGUGUCAAAUUGGGCUCUUCACUGGUGGGGGUUUCCUCGUUUCUGCAGUUAUUAAAUAUGCUGACUGCGUCAUGAAAACAGUGGCCAUCGGAUUCAGCGUUGUUUUGUCCACUAUUGCGAGCACGAUUCUCUACGAAAAUCGGAUUUCAUUUCUGGCUGCAACAAGUGGUGCAACGGCAUUGAUAGCAAUUUUUCUUUUUGCGAACGAGGAACCAAGGCCAAGCGAAUUUGUCAUCUCGAUUACGAAGCGAGACAGUGACAAAUUCAGACGAUUGAUUAUAUAUGCCUUCAUCAUAACAACAGGACUUGCAAAGUUUGAAUUUACACCAGAACUCUCGGCCAAUCUCAAGAGGAGCUCAAACUCGGAGCAAAAUCUCGAUUAUUUCCCCUCUGAUUGGAAUACUACUGUCCUAGCGCUUGACACUUUGCGGUCAAUUCAGAGAGAAGUCUCAGAGAGACAUUUCCAUGAGGCAACUCAUGUCCUUUUCGAUUUGAGAUCUUAUCUUGGGCGACGACCUGUCAAGUACCUUGAAAUUGGUAGUUACACUGGUGUCUCUGCGAGUCUCAUGUUGCUUCAUCCCUUCCCAACCGCUGUGACGAUGGUGGACCCAUGCAUUUUGGACAAGACACACUUCAAUGGCUCACAGAAUCAAGAAUCGACUAUUCGUUCGAACCUAAGAAAGCUAUUGAACAAUACAGGGAAAUGUGCCAGUAUCAGGCAAUGGGAUCUACGAGUCGGCUUUUCCCCUCAAGCAUUGCCCUCUGGAGAAAGCUUUGAUAUUAUAUUCAUUGACGGCGAUCAUUCUACAAGUGGUGUUUGGGCAGAUUAUAACGGCACAAUCGACCUACUUCGACCUGGUGGUUUCAUGGUAUUUGAUGACUACCUUGAUUUUAGUUCUAGUCCAGAGGUUAAGGGAGCCGUGGAUAUGAUUGUGAAAGAUACCGAUCUCAUUCCUCUUGGCACAUUUCGGAACAUUCAUGGUAUUCACCCAAGUUGUAACCAGUCGUUCAUUAACGAAUUCGUCCUCCAAAAAUCUGGAAGGUUUACGCAGAGCGCUUCGGAACCUCUCUCUUCUGAGCCGCUCAAGGUUGGGUGUUGA
Molecule: messenger RNA, 1464 nt
Organism: Cylindrotheca closterium
Lineage: Eukaryota; Bacillariophyta; Bacillariophyceae; Bacillariales; Bacillariaceae
Source: the annotation of a GenBank genome assembly